AUGCGGCUUGACGAAGUAAAUUCCAAUAAUCAGGCCGAUGUGAUCGAAAACGAAGAGUCGGAAAGAUUGGGCAACACAAACUGGUGUGAAUGUGAGAACUGUAGAGCAUUGGAUAAUGACAGAGAAUCUAUCUGUUGUAAUGAAAUUGACAGUGUGAAACUAAAGAUAGAGCAGUAUAAGGAAGAAAUGGCAACAGACCUUUCGUGUAUAACCCGGUAUCCUGGUUUCCAGUCAGUUUGUCUUGACAGGUAUGUUCUGGAGACUGCCUACUACCAAUACAGACAACAAUAUGUCAAGGUUGAGCAUACAAACAAUAAACGACAGAGAUAUGUUGCCUACAGGCAGUUCGCCAGGUGA
Molecule: messenger RNA, 357 nt
Organism: Ruditapes philippinarum (Manila clam)
Lineage: Eukaryota; Metazoa; Mollusca; Bivalvia; Venerida; Veneridae
Exons: 3
Coding region: 1-357 (118 amino acids)
Source: RefSeq, a predicted model, not a curated record